Molecule: messenger RNA, 1271 nt
Organism: Mollisia scopiformis
Lineage: Eukaryota; Fungi; Ascomycota; Leotiomycetes; Helotiales; Mollisiaceae
Exons: 6
Coding region: 1-1239 (412 amino acids)
Source: RefSeq, a predicted model, not a curated record
AUGGCUCCUCUCAAUUACCUCCUUGCCCUCUUCCUUCUCUUGAUCUCUCAGCUUGUCAUGGCAAACCCACUUCCAACCCCACAAGAAGGCAGUUCCUGUCCAACUUUCGGAGCUUAUGAGUGCUCUGAUGAUGGCAACUGCAUCCUGAUCUGCGACUACACCGGUACUUGGAUUGUCAACGACUACUGCUAUCCAAGAGAGCACUGCGAGGAGAUUAAUGGUUCACCUUACUGUGUCGGGAUGUUUUCACUCUUUCACUUGAUCGCCAUCCUCCUUGCCGUAGCUUUCCACCUUACGGGUGUAUCUGCACAAGCACCCCAAGGAAAUGGCCCCACUGCUACUCUCGGAGCUGCCUGCGAUACUCCUGGCGAUUACCUGUGCUCCGAUGAUUGGGCUAAUAUCCUCGUCUGCGAUGCUGAAUACGUCUGGCUUCUUAACAACGUCUGCUACACUGCGCCAGACUACAGCGAGGGUUGUGGUUAUCCGGGUGGUACAACAAUUCCGUAUUGUUGGUACUUACUCGCACGUCGAUUUAGCUCUGUCUUCCUCUCUAGCGUCUCAUUCUUCUUCUUUAUCAACAUCGACCAACAUCCCUUCUUCCAACUACAACACAUCAUCGCAACUUCAACAAAACCACACAAUUACCACUUCAACGCGUGCAAAAAUUCCCCUGGUUUACCAAUCAAGAUGUUCUUCAUUCUGGUCUUCCUUUGUUCUCUUCUCGCUGCCUUUGCCAUUGAGCACUUUUACCUUAGGAUGUUCACACCUCCUCCCGUCGUCAACAAAUGUGCUUCGUGUGCAUCCAAGAAGUCGAGCCGCUGUUGUGAGUUACAAUAUUGUUUGAUGUUCCCACUUGCGAAUGCACUUAUCAUCAUUGAUGUGGUCAGGACCGCAUCCCUUUCCCUUGCUCCUCUUCCACUUGCACUUUCCAUUCUCUUUCACAAGCGCAUACUGACUCUUGAAGCCGACUCUAGCUGGUCUGAAGUAGCCGGUACACCCUCGAUGCUAUCUGCAAACUCUCUGCAAAUUCAAUCGACACCUAAGACUACAUCAGCCGAAAUCUUGCACUGUGCCUUAGAUUUGGGUCUGCUGGGAAAUUGGCUUGCUUUCUCGUUGUUUCUGAUGGUUAGGAUGGGUGCCAUGGAUGGCGUUGUUCUCGUGGGUCUUACUCUGAACUUCGGCUGCUGGGUUAUGAUUCUCCGCGAAAAGUCAAAAAGCGUUGCGGUUUUCAGUCAAUAAAUGCGUGGUUUUUCCUAAAACGUGCUUAAAGU